UCAAGCGUCUUUACAGCCAAACCACAACAUAGCAUAGAAGUAUUGCAAACAGAAACCGAUCAAGCAAUGUCCAGCCACUGAGACAGAGUUAGAUGGAUCACCUCCCGAAGCUCAAUCAAGAUCAGGUAUUCAGGUUCGGAGUUUACGGACGCUUGGAAAAUACUUUCUUGAACCGUCAUGAGAAACAUGUAUCUAUUUAGACCCAAAUUCUGAAAUCUCUCAUCUCAGAUCAGGCUAGGAACACUUGAUAACCUUCUAAUUCUGUGAACAUACUAAUCGAUUUAGUCCCCACGACAACGUGAAACUAGUUCAUCCACGCCAUUGAAAUCCUCUGGCCCCAUUUGAAACGAAUGAAUCCUGCAUGUGCAAUGGAUGGGAUUCCUAGCAGGCUAGCACCGACAUGGCACUAAUCUGCUGCCUUGGAUGGGAGUUAUAUAAUAAUCGAACGGAAAAAGGCCGGCGUUGUAUUAUAUAUAGUCGGAGCCUCGGAUGAUAGGAGAGAAGAAAAUUAAAUCAAAAGGAAAACCUCACGUAAUCACGUUCAACCACUCGUCUUAAAAGUUCCACUGGUGUGGAAGGUGAGGAACGCGCUCUCUGCAGUCUGCCCACCUCUGGCUCUGGCAGUCAAAGCGGGGGGCCCCUAUUUGUUGCGGGGAAGGUUGGCAGGUCCGUGCCCCGCGACGCGAGCCCGCGGCCGAAAUUUCACGCAACCAAACCAAACCCCAAGGCCAAACCGGAGGAGAGAGGUAGCAGCAAAGCGAGCGCGGGGCGGCGGCCGGCACCGGGCGGCGGCAAUGUCGGCGCUGCAGAGCUGGCGCAAGGCGUACGGCGCGCUCAAGGACUCCACCACCGUCAGCCUCGCCAACCUCAACUCCGACUUCAAGGAUCUCGAUGUGGCGAUCGUGAGGGCCACCAACCACGUGGAGAGCCCGCCCAAGGAGCGCCACCUGCGCAAGAUUGUGGCGGCGACCUCCAUCGCGAGGCCCCGGGCGGACGUCGCCUACUGCAUCCAUGCGCUUGCCCGGCGACUAGCCAAGACACGGAAUUGGAUCGUUGCCCUGAAGACACUUGUGGUGAUUCAUAGGCUUCUCCGCGAAGGUGAUCCUGCAUUCCGUGAAGAGUUUCUUACGUUUACACAGAGAGUGCGGAUUUUGCAGCUGUCAAACUUCAAGGAUGACUCCAGCCCUGUUGCUUGGGAUUAUUCUUCAUGGGUUCGCACAUACGGGUUGUUUUUGGAGGAAAAACUAGAAUGCUUCAGGGUCUUGAAGUAUGACAUUGAAGCUGAGUGUUUGCCCAAACAAGGUCAAGGACCUGAAAAGUUCCAGGGCCACAGUAGAACUAGAGAAUUAAAUUCUGAGGACUUGCUGGAGCAAUUGCCGGCGCUGCAGCAAUUAUUAUAUCGACUUAUUGGAUGUCGGCCAGAAGGAGCCGCAAAUAACAAUUAUCUGGUGCAAUAUGCUCUAGCUCUGGUUCUUAAAGAAAGUUUCAAAAUUUACUGUGCGAUAAAUGAUGGAAUUAUCAACCUUGUUGAUAAGUUUUUCGAGAUGCCAAGGCACGAAGCACUCAAAGCUGUUGACAUUUACAGGAGGGCUGGCCAGCAGGCUGGAAGCCUAUCUGACUUCUAUGAAAGUUGUCGGAGCUUAGAGCUUGCAAGAAAUUUCCAGUUUCCCACUCUGAGGGAGCCACCACAAACAUUCCUUUCAACCAUGGAGGAGUAUGUGAAGGAGGCUCCACGAAUUGUACCAGUUACAGAGCCACUGGAGCUUCCUGAGCGACUUCUUCUGACAUAUAAACCGGAAGAAGCAGAAAAAGCUCCUGAGCCUGUUCCUACUGUAGAGGAAAAACCACAAGUUGUUGAAGAACCUGCUCCAGUAUCAUCUUCUUCUGAAAUAGCAUCACCUCCUCCCCAGCCUGAGAUCGCAGAUACUGGUGAUUUACUGGGGUUAAGUGAUCCAAACCCAUCUGUGUCGGCAAUAGAGGAGAGCAAUGCUUUGGCCUUGGCUAUUAUUCCAACAGGCAUCGAUAAUUCAACAGCAAACACAGCUACACAGCAAGAUAACGGUUUUGAUCCAACAGGAUGGGAACUUGCUCUUGUUGCUACUCCAAGCAGCAAUACAAACCCACUGGCUAUGCAGAGUAAUUUGGGCGGUGGAUUUGACAAGCUCACAUUGGACAGCCUAUACGACGAGGGAUCCUACAGGCAGAUGCAGCAACAGCAGCUAUAUGGGUCAGCCCCUCCGAACCCUUUCAUGGCAAACGAUCCAUUCGCAACGUCGAAUCAAGUAGCUGCCCCGCUGUCAGUUCAAAUGGCCGCCAUGUCUCAGCAGCCCCAGCCCCUGAUGAUUGAAGCAAAUCCUUUUGGAUCGCCACUACAGCCGCAGCACGCCAGCAUGGUUCCGGCAGCAAACCCCUUCCUCGACGCUGGGUUCGGUGCGUUCCCGGCAGCAAAUGGGAUGCACCCACAGGCCAACCCCUUCGGAGCGGCACAGCUUCUCUAGACAUACAACACGUACGAGAUGUGGAAUGUGUAGAAAUCCAUACGAGACGAGCAAUCUGCUUGCCGAAGAGCGGUUUCCUUCAUGAUCAGUGAGGCUAAUCACCACGCCAUCUCUAUAGGCUUUGGCCGCUUGGCCAUUCUUCUGUAGCUGUCCGUUUUGAUGUGCAUUGGGUUUUAACCAUCUUAGGGGCGGCCAUGGGACCCCGGCCUCCUUGUAAAGAAAUUUGUUUCCUUAUGUAAAACUACAUGUCAAUAAAAAGUAGCAGUCCAGGACCCAGUUAACUCGUUCUC
Molecule: messenger RNA, 2788 nt
Organism: Panicum virgatum (switchgrass)
Lineage: Eukaryota; Viridiplantae; Streptophyta; Magnoliopsida; Poales; Poaceae
Product: putative clathrin assembly protein At2g01600
Exons: 15
Coding region: 795-2498 (567 amino acids)
Biological process (GO): clathrin-dependent endocytosis; vesicle budding from membrane; clathrin coat assembly
Cellular component (GO): clathrin-coated vesicle; clathrin-coated pit
Molecular function (GO): clathrin heavy chain binding; SNARE binding; phosphatidylinositol-4,5-bisphosphate binding
Source: RefSeq, a predicted model, not a curated record